This is a messenger RNA of Diaporthe citri, 3717 nucleotides long. RefSeq lists its product as uncharacterized. Gene Ontology annotation, cellular component: nucleus; MutSalpha complex. Lineage: Eukaryota; Fungi; Ascomycota; Sordariomycetes; Diaporthales; Diaporthaceae. The record is from RefSeq and is a predicted model, not a curated record. The transcript is spliced from 4 exons. Gene Ontology annotation, biological process: mismatch repair. Gene Ontology annotation, molecular function: ATP-dependent DNA damage sensor activity; ATP binding; mismatched DNA binding. The coding region runs from base 1 to 3717 and encodes 1238 amino acids.
AUGGGCGAGAAACCUGCCAGCGCCCCGGCUCGCACGCCGGCAAAGACGCCCUCAUCCACUGCGAAGCAGCAGAGCAUCUUGGGCUUCUUCUCCAAAGCCAGCCAGCCCAAGGCCAAGCCCAAUGCCGGUGCCCCGGCUUCGUCCGCGUCUGCCAUUCCAUCCACCUCCAAGACAGACAAGGUACCGUCGACGUGCCUCAAGGAGACCACAAAGGCCAACUCGUUGUCCUUUGCCAAACGCCCGUCCACCAUUACUCCCGUCCCUAGCAGUGAUGCAGCCGAACCCCUGAGCUCCCAGGAGAAUGUCGAUGUCAUGACUGUUGAUUCCAAGGUACCCAUCGACUCCUUGCCGUCACCAAAGUCUCCUGCUGAGCUCGACCACCAGCCAGCACCCACGCCCACGGUGCUCGCAAGCAGCAGUCCUUCCCGAAAGGCUAAGAAAGGCGUCAACUACGCGGAGCCGUCCGACGACGAAGACGAAGACAUCAUGUCGCACAAGACGCGUCCGACGCGAAAUAGGAACCGCGCCCGCGCCGCUGUCAUGGACGAAGACGAUGAUGAGGACGAGUACGAGGGUCCAUUAGACGAUGCGUUUGAUGAUGACGAUGACGAUAUGGCCGACUUCGUUGUCUCUGACGAAUCUGAUGCACCAUCCAACUCGAAGAAGAGGAAGCGACCGACCCCCAAGACCGCGCCGGCUCCCAGGAAGCGUCAACCCUCGUCGAGCUCUCCAGCCUCCGCUCAAAAGGAGGAAGACAUUGACGAAUACGAAUUGCUAAACGAGACCUCCCGUACAUCGACAGCGCAGCAGUGGCGGUACGACCCCAAGAAUAUCGAGAAGCGACAAGGACGCAACCCCGCGCCCAACCCCAAGUCGACCGCGUCGGCCUCAAAGGUGAAGGAGAGGGCGUGCGACAAGGAGCCAGAAAAACGGCAUCGUUGGCUUGCAGAACCUCUCGAUGCUGACCGGAAUGCCCCUGGCCACCCAGACUUCAACCCGGGUACCCUGUAUGUUCCACCGGGAGUUAAGUUCUCGCCCUUUGAGCAGCAAUACUGGGAUAUCAAGAAGAACCUCUGGGACACGGUUGUUUUCUUCAAGAAGGGCAAGUUCUACGAGCUGUACGAGAACGAUGCUACUCUUGGCCACCAACUCUUUGAUCUGAAGAUGACAGAUCGCGUCAACAUGCGCAUGGUUGGUGUCCCCGAAGGCUCACUCGACAUGUGGGUCAACCAAUUCAUCGCAAAAGGCUACAAGGUCGCCCGAGUCGAUCAGAUGGAGUCAGCACUCGGCAAGGAGAUGCGUGAACGUGACGUGAAGGGGCCCAAAGCUACAAAGGGCAAGGAAGACAAGGUCAUCCGCCGCGAGCUUGCCUGUAUCCUUACCGGCGGCACUCUAGUUGACGGCAGCAUGCUCCAGGACGACAUGGCCGUCUAUUGUGCCGCUAUCAAAGAGUGUGUCAUCGACGGCCAACCCGCUUUUGGCAUUGCAUUUGUCGACGCCGCCACGGGACAAUUCUUCGUCUCCGAGUUUGUCGAUGAUGUCGAUCUCACUAAAUUCGAGACCUUUGUGGCCCAGGUCUCCCCUCGGGAAAUUCUGCUAGAGAAGUCCCACAUUUCCGUCAAGGCAAUGCGGAUCCUCAAGAACAACACCACGCCCCUAACCAUCUGGAACAACCUCAAGUCUAACGCUGAGUUUUGGGGCUCCGACCAGACACGCCGCGAGCUCGACUGCAGCGGCUACUUCAUCCAGGAAGGAGUCGACGAAGAGGUCUGGCCCGAGGUGCUCAAGGAGUCCAAAGACAAGAACCUGUUGAUGUCGGCACUUGGCGCGCUCAUACACUACCUGCGAGUCCUCAAGCUGGAAAAGAGUCUCCUGUCGCAGGGCAACUUCCAGUGGUACACUCCUAUCCACAAGAAUGGCACACUCAUCCUUGAUGGCCAGACCCUCAUCAAUCUGGAGGUCUUCUCAAAUACAGUCAACGGCGGACCCGAGGGCACUCUAUUCGCCUUGCUCAACCGAUGUGUUACGCCAUUCGGCAAGCGGCUCUUUCGACAAUGGAUUUGCCACCCACUUUGCAACAUUGACAAGAUCAAUGAGCGCUUGGAUGCUGUAGAUCUAUUGAACGCCGACCCCACUGUUCGUGAGCAGUUCUACUCCGAGAUGACCAAGAUGCCCGACCUCGAGAGAUUGAUUUCUCGGAUCCAUGCCGGCAUCUGUAGGCCAGAUGACUUUGUUAGAGUCAUCGACGGAUUCGAGCAGAUUGACUACACAAUGACUCUCAUGAGUGCUUUUGGAGGCGGCAACACCAUGGUAGACCGUCUGAUCUCGUCCAUGCCCAGCCUGAAAGAGCCUCUCGACUUUUGGAAGAAUGCUUUUGACAAAAGGAAGGCCCGCGAAGAGAAGCUCUUCAUCCCCGAACCAGGUAUUGAGGAAGAGUUCGACAACAGCAUGGACAACAUCAAGCGGAUCAAAAAAGAUCUCGAUGCUCUGCUCUCUGAGCAAAAGAGAAACUUGAAGAGCCCCAAACUCAAAUUCUGCGACGUCGGCAAGGAAAUAUACCAGAUUGAAGUCCCUAAAGCAGUCAAGGUUCCCAAGGACUGGCGCCAGAUGUCAGCGACCGCAGCGGUCAAGCGCUACUAUUUCCAGGACCUUCUAACACUGGUCCGUGAGCUGCAGGAGGCAGAGGAAUCGCACUCUCAGGUAAUCAAGGACGUGGCCGCGAGCUUCUUCAGGCGCUUCGACACGGACAACGAGACCUGGCUUCGGGCCAUCAGGGUCGUUGCCCAACUUGAUUGCCUCAUCAGCCUGGCCAAGUCAUCGACCGCGUUAGGCCAGCCGAGUUGCCGCCCCGUCUUCGUUGAUCAAGAGCGGAGCGUUGUGGAGUUUGAGGAAUUGCGCCAUCCGUGCAUGUUGAAUAGUGUCGACGACUUCAUUCCCAACGACGUCAAGCUCGGAGGAGAGGGCGCCAAGAUCAAUCUGCUGACCGGUGCCAACGCGGCUGGAAAGUCUACAGUGUUGCGUAUGUCCUGUGUCGCCGUCAUCAUGGCCCAAAUCGGCUGCUAUGUGCCGGCUGUGUCCGCUCGACUGACACCAGUUGAUCGAAUCAUGUCCCGGCUGGGAGCCAACGACAAUAUUUUUGCGGCCCAGUCCACCUUCUUUGUCGAGCUGUCCGAGACCAAGAAGAUCUUAUCCGAGGCCACUCCCCGGUCUCUAGUGAUCCUGGAUGAACUUGGUCGUGGCACAUCCUCCUAUGACGGUGUUGCCGUUGCCCAGGCCGUGCUGCACCAAGUCGCAACACACGUGGGCUGCGUUGGUUUCUUUGCCACGCACUACCACAGUCUGGCGACCGAGUUCGAAAACCACCCCGAGAUCGCACCACGGCGGAUGCAGAUCCACGUCGACGACGCCAACCGCAAGGUGACGUUCUUGUACAAGCUGGAAGAAGGCGUGGCCGAGGGCUCAUUUGGUAUGCACUGCGCCGCGAUGUGCGGCAUCUCGGACAAGGUCAUUGAGAGGGCCGAGGUGGCUGCCAAGGAGUGGGAGCACACGUCCCGCCUCAAGGAGAGCCUCGAGCGGGCAAAGACGGGGUGUUACAUCCCGCUCGGUGUUCUUAGCGACGUUGCGUCUCUGCUGAAGGGGCGACAGGAUGCGGAAGGGACCAGUGAGGUUCGCGCCGGGGGCGUGGAUGUACUUCUGCGGGCUAUUGGGGCAUUGUAA